AUGUCUCGCUUGAAUGCCGCCUGGAUCCGGGAAAUCGACCCUGUGUUCGAGCGCCAUCGAAUUCCUAGCCAAAAGCUCAGGAUCGAAUGUAUUUUAUUUGGGAAGCUCAUGGUAGACGCCCUCGGAGGGUGUUGGUCAACCGCCAGGAUGGAGGAACAUCUAAAAGAGCUCCCAGAAACUCCGGUGGAGUAUUAUCGCAGAUUUCACGAGCGUAUGGAGACGCUCUCCCUCCCGCCUGCUAGGACAGAUGAUUCUAGCACUGAGGAGCAGCUAUACCUGUCGUAUCUUACAUUCCACCCUGCGCGAUUUCCUUGUGGACCAUCCGAAUAUCCUUGCCGAGUGGCUGGCUCGCGCUUGUUUAUCAGACGGGAGGGAAGGUGGCUCGACGUGACGGAAGACCCGGUGGAUUGUCAUCCUUUGCUUGUGUAUGCAGUCAAGUACUGGGACAAGCACCUUGACGACGUCCAGAGUCUAUGGGUAGAAGCACAAUUUUCAUUCUUCUCCCGCCCCAACGAGGGCAAUGGCUUCAACACAUCUGUCCGGCGGGUGUUCCCGUCAUGGUUUGCACGAGCUCGAACCGGUCCCCAUCAAAGGUUUUGGACAGACUACCGCCGAUUUUUGCACGAGUGGAUAUAUUUCCUCAGUGUGGUGGGGAAAAGUCAUGCGAAAUAUUGCCUUCGUGUUCCAAGACCAAUGCGCAGCAACAAGACACCAUCAGGACACGUGUGUCACAACGAAUACAGAAAACAUGAAGUCCCUCAAGCACGAGGAACUGCGUCAGACGUGACAGCAGCGGUGAUAUACCUUCAUCGAACAGCAACAGCAUGUCACAAUAACUCAGAGUCCAAUAGGCAGCACUUCCAGUACUGCGUCGUCCGCAAUCCACGAAUCUUCGACAAAGUUUGGAUAGAGAAGCAAAACGGCGGGUCGCAGCACAGACGCACUCUGGCACAGACACGUCAUGCCAGCUGUGCAUUCCAGAUAGACGACGGUGGGGAAUCAGAACGGACCAGCGAGCGUGUCAUUGCAAUCCCACGGGUCGAGGGUAACAUACAAGGAAUGCAGUUGUGA
Messenger RNA from Suillus subalutaceus, 1071 nucleotides. RefSeq lists its product as uncharacterized. NCBI's taxonomy places the organism in Eukaryota, Fungi, Basidiomycota, Agaricomycetes, Boletales, Suillaceae. The record is from RefSeq and is a predicted model, not a curated record. The coding region runs from base 1 to 1071 and encodes 356 amino acids. The transcript has 9 exons.